AUGAGUGACAUGGAAGGUCUUCAAAUAGAGCAGCUUACGCUGUGGCCGUGGACAAUAAUUUUUCUAUCGAAGAAUAAUCGGAGAUUGCAUCAAAUGCGGAAAGGAACUUUUAGCUCAAAAUGUCGGUCGAAGUGCUAUUUGAGCGUGCCAGAGGUAAAAGGCUUCAGCCCAGAUGAAAAAGACGAGAGUAAUGUAUCGGUUCCCGCAAAUCUUAUAUUUGUGGAUUUGCAAACUGUAACUCGACCGACGAAUAUAUCGCAAUUUCUGUCGAGUUCCAAUAGGCCGUUCUACGCUUACUAG
This is a messenger RNA of Plasmopara halstedii, 300 nucleotides long. RefSeq lists its product as uncharacterized. The coding region runs from base 1 to 300 and encodes 99 amino acids. The record is from RefSeq and is a predicted model, not a curated record. NCBI's taxonomy places the organism in Eukaryota, Oomycota, Peronosporomycetes, Peronosporales, Peronosporaceae. The transcript is spliced from 2 exons.